Molecule: messenger RNA, 8747 nt
Organism: Larimichthys crocea (large yellow croaker)
Lineage: Eukaryota; Metazoa; Chordata; Actinopteri; Sciaenidae
Gene: nhsl2
Product: NHS-like 2
Exons: 10
Coding region: 370-3786 (1138 amino acids)
Biological process (GO): cell differentiation
Source: RefSeq, a predicted model, not a curated record
GGCAGCAGCAGCAGCAGCUGCGGUGGUGGCGGCGGCGGCGGCGGAGCGGCCCACUUCAGGUCUCCAUGGCAACAGAGCGUGAACGUGUUCGGCUCGUGGAGCAGGCCGGAGUGUGUCGAGGAGCUGCACCAGCAGGCGCAGCUCAACCUCCAGAGCCUGCUGCAAGACUUUGAGGAGCAGUUAUACGACACCAAGCUGACCGGUCAGACUUUCCGGCAUCCGUCCUCGCAGAGCUCCGACGACACGUCCACCUCGCUCAGCCGGUCGCCGAUCUCCAUCAACAACAAGAGACCCGACUUCAUCUUCCUGCCGGCGUCCAAGCAGCUCUACGAAGAUGAAACCACCUCCUCUGUGUUUGGACUGAGGUCCAUGACCGACCCGUCUCCCUCCCCGACCCCGUCGCCUUGCGGUUCGGAUCGCCCUCAGCUGGGUUGGAGUAGUAACAACAGCAGCAGCAGUACCGCCACUUCUGCUACCGUAGGACCGCCGGUCGCAGAGAAACCACGCUGGCACUUUGGGAGACGAACGCCGGGUCACUUUAUACCGCUUGACGUCACGGGUGAAGGGGGAGGAGGAGGAGGAGUGAAAUUCCACGGCGUCGACCUCCUGCAGCACUCCCCGUCCCCAUCCCCCUCUCCGGGGGACCCCUUCCCCCACCAGCCCCGCUCCCUGGAACCUGUCACGGACACUUUCCACCAGAACCUCCCCCUGAGGAAGACGCACUCUGACCUCGACGCAACCUCACCUGCAGAUAACACUUUGGAGCAGCGUGCACCAGACCGACUUCAUCUAAGCGCUAUGGACCACUCGGGGCUGCUGUGUUCAAACACACCCUCCGCUUCUUGGAACGGACCUAAGGGCUCCACCUUUUCUCCUGGAGCGUGGAACGAACCUUACAAUUACACAGUGAAUAAAGGCCCGGCGGUUCCGCCCAAACAGCACAGCAUCAUUGGUAACACGGGAGCGGGUGCACAGGACGGGGUGAUGUUGGUGAACUCAGGACAGUCGGCGAGCUCACAUUCCAGUUCGUUCACCUCGGUGACAAACCUCUCCAGGAGAGGAGGGAAUAACAUGCCGGGGAUUUCACUGGCGGCGGCGAUGAUGGGGAAGCGGAGCGAGACGGAAGGGGCUGCAGCAGACGGAGGGAGAGGUGGAGGAGGUGGAGCUGUGGAACCAGCGAGAGGACGGGAGAGGUCGGCACGGUCCAUAGCAGCCGCGAAUGCCUUCAAAUUUCGUGAGCGUUCCCUUUCCACGCCCACGGAUUCUGGUUCCUUCUGCUUUACAGAAGGCCAGUCAGACGGGAACAAUUUGUCUACGGGGAACGGGAAUGCCAUGGCAAUAACAGACCACCAACAACAGCAUCAUAACUUCCUGGGUUUGGGUGAGAACUACGCCCUUCUCUACCCUCGAGGGAGCUCAGAAGACAGCACCAGUACGGCAGACACAAUCUCUGUCACCGCUUCAGACUACAGCGCCGAUGGCCGGUUGCGCCUACGCUCCCGCUCCAUCUCGCUCAAGAAAUCCAAGCGCAAGCCGCCACCUCCUGUGAGGAGCGUCUCUCUUAUGAAGAACCUUGGAGAAGCCGAUGGGAGAAUACACCACGAAGGCAGUCUUUACCGGGACGGUCGGCCAAAGAGCCUACACAUCCCCAGGGACCACUUCCCAGACUUCCAGCCAGAUUUCCUCCUACCCAGCUCAUCCUGCUCCUCUAAACCCAGUGUUGUUGAGCGGGAGAUGGGUCAUGGAGGCCCUGAUGGACCUCCAAGUCUGGAGGUUCAGGCACCAGACAGGGAGGGAGAGACGGAGCUGACCUUUCCCACUCACUGGCAGCUGGGGGAGUGGAAAAAUGACCCUUACAGGUCUCUAUCAGGCUCGAGCACAGCAACAGGUACCACAGUGAUUGAAUGUAUGAAAGUCAGAGGCAGCUCAGAGUCCCUGCUUGAUUCUCCCUCCACCUCCAGAGCCACCUCGCCCUCGCAGCUCUCCAUGGAAACUGACAUCAAAGCAUCCUCGCCCUUCAAACCCCCAGGACUUAUGUCCCCGUCAAGUGGCUAUUCCAGUCAGUCAGAGACUCCCACACCGACUGUUCCACAAAUGGCAGGUCACGGGACAACAGGGACAAUUGGGACAUUGGGGUGCAAGUUGCGCCCGAAGAUCCCAGAAAGGAAAUCGUCACUACCGUCACCCAAGGACCCGACUGCAAGGUCUAGACUGUCCUUUGAAAUGCCCGGGAAUGCACAUCUGGAGCUAUCAUCAAUCAAGCCAAAGCAAAAGGCCAGCAGACGGCAUUCUGACACCUCAACGGCAGCAAAACCGGGAAAGAUCAGCCCCAGCUCUUCACAGGCAUUGCCUGUUGUUACCCAGAAUGAGCUGAAAACUGUCCGGCUUCGCUCCGUCUCUCGUGGUGACUUGGAGGACUGCCCGGAUGGAGCGUCUGACACCAUCGAGGAAGAGCAACAUGGCCGAGAUCUAGGCGAGGACCCCAGCCCACCACCCACUCUACCAAAACCCAAACCACCUGUCGCUGUUAAGCCCCCGUUGCCCAAGCGGCCUCUAAACCUCCUCCUCAAGUCUCCUUCCCCAUCUUCCACUUCCCCCCAAGCCCCCGACUCACCUCCUGCCUCACCUGUGGAUCGGCCUGUCCCUCUAGGCAACAUCUACAAAGUCAUGAAAAAACCCAAACCCAAAAAACCUCCACCACAAGCUCCAACGAGUCCCUGUGUUCCAGAUUCUACCACGGCUCCACAAACUGCCUAUGAUCAUCCAUUCCUCCCCCUCUCCCAGGCCCUCUUCGAUCUCCCUCCUCUUCCAGACCCCCAGCCUCUUCUGGAAGACCCCGCAAUGGAGCCUGAAUUUGAUGCAGAUGAGAUCCGCCUCGGUCCAGAGGACGGAGGCUCGCUCCCCUCUCCCUGCAGUAACCAGGAGGCCCCAGAGCUCCAGGACAAGAGCAAGACGCUCCCCUCAAGGAUGACAAUCUCCUGUCUGGCAGAGCUGUCAGACAAAAAGAAACCCAAGGUUCCACCACCAGUCCCCAAGAAGCCGAAUGUCCUGCUUCUUCCCUCCUCAGUCCACUCCUCCACCAACGGCAGCACAGAACGCCAGACGCCACAGGCCGAAAGCCCUGUUGGUCUUCGGUCUCCUGUUGGAACCUUCUGCCCAGAGGAGUUCCCAAGUACUCCUAGCGUUCCCGAUAUGCUAGAACAAGAUGAGAACCAUUUGGGAACAGACGAGGAGAGUUCAAAAGAGUCGUCGCUUCAGUCGUCUCUGCAGGAUUCUUCACUUUCAGAGUUGGGAGAGAAAAUGUCCAGCACUGGGAUCGGAGCAGAUGAGUCAGCAGCCAAUGAGAAGACAGUACUCCACAUCGCCGAGGAAACAGAUGACGACUUGUUGGCCAGCACGCCUGCGCCUGCAACACACACCACCGAAGACCUGUUCACUAUUAUUCACAGGUCCAAGCGAAAGGUUCUAGGUCGCAAGGAGCCGACGGACUCCUUCGGCAGCCGCCAGAGCCUGGUGUCCCCAGUGAAGCACAGCACCAGUGGCAGCGACCUCCGAAAUCUGACCUUAGGCAGUCAGAGGUCGAGCUCCCGCAAUGAGAACUUCAUGGCCCUGCUUCAGAAGAAAGGCAGCAAGUCUUCCAGCGGAGGAGCCAGAGUCUCCGCUAUGGAGCUUCUCAAAAGCACAAACCCUCUGGCGCGACGGGUCACAGAGUUUUCAACCACCUCGUCGACGGGCGGCGAGGGAGGCGACGCCGCAUCUGGGAAUGGCAAACCCAAUGAUCAAUGAAGUAUUGUUAACGGACUGUGCCCAGGUCCGUUUGCUGUUGACAAAGCUACCAACAAAUUCUACAAUGUGCCACCCACCGCAGAUGGAGCCUUCUGACUAACAUGUCCAUCCGGAUCGCUCCAACUACUGGUACCAUUUUGCACUGUCCAAUCGAAUUGGAGCACAUUUUUGGACAAAAUGGUCCCUCCAAUGGUUGAAGCGCCAUUGUUCCCAGACAAACCGGUCCCUCUAGGAAAGCGAGAAAUCUGCGGAGAGCAAAGUUUGUUUAAUUGUCAAUGAAAGGUGGAGGUUUAAAGGUUGUGCCUCCACACCGCACCGUGUGGAGACUGGAUGGAUAGAUGGAUGGGUGGAGUAGAUACCGGGAAUAUAAGGAUAUAUAGUGGAUAUCUUUUGCACCUGGCUGAAGACAUCAAGAGUCCCUGAUGACGACAAUGGUCAUUGUAUAUGAAUCUGCAACCAGUCAUACUGAUCCACGAGGAUCAAACGAAUCCAUGAAAUAAAUGGAAUAAAAUACAGAAGAUGUGAGACUUCCAACGAUUCGACCAAAAACCCUUCAAGCACCUACACCUGUAGACCUACAUAAAGUAGGUUUGAAGUCCAAACCCGGGGGCGUCGUUACAGUGUCUCCUCACAAUGGUAAAUGCAAUACCAUGAUUUUCAAACGACAGUACCUUUGGAUUGGAGCGGACGAAGCGCAGGAUUUACAAAGAGAAAAAAGAUGAGGCGCGAGCACGUCACAGAUCGCUGCUCAUGCUACGAACAUGAACGUGGACCUUCACGAAACAUUCCACAGCAAAUGGACGACAUUUUGGAACGCAAGCACUUUUCCUUUUCCUUAACGUCGGAGGUCGUUUACAUGACACAGCCUUUUGCGUCGCUACGUUUUCUUUUUCCUCGAGACAUUCGCCAAUCAUUCUUUUUCCAAUCUUUGUUUCGAUGACUUUAUUUUUUCUUUACACCUGCUAGAUGGCCAUACUUUGAACAUCUCUAAUUGGAUCGUACUGUACGUGUCAUGUACAAAGAUAAAUGUAACACAUCUAUCAGCGAAUAUCGUCUGCGGACACAAAGACUAAAAAUAGUGUACAGAGCAGCAAGCAGCUUGGACUACAAACUGCCCACACGAUGGAGGGAAAACACACUCAAACACACACACACACGCAGAGGAUGGAGUAAUGGAGUAAUGCCAUGGAAGACAAACACAAGUGUGUGUGUUCAUACGGGUGUGUGUGCAGAUGAAAUCUUGCCUGUGGAGUUUCUGUACGGAGAGUAUGAAGCAGGCCUGGUUAUUAAACAGGGUUUUUAUUCAUUUUGGUCUCUGGUGACGGGACCAAAGGACUGAAACUACAAACAGACCAGAGGGGACCUAAUGGUGUGUGUGUGUGUGUGUGUGUGUGUGUGUAUGCAUGAGUUCAUAUGUGCGUAAAGAGCAAAGUGGGGGGAAAGAGAGAGGAGAAAGCGUGCACGUACAUGUGCCUGUUUGUGUGUUUGCGUCUUCACUACGUGUGUGUUUAUCUGGACUGGCACAUAAUCGUGUGUGUGUGUUUGUGUGUGUGCGUGUGUGUGUGUGUGUGUGUGUCUGUGUCUGUGUCAGUGUGUGUGUGUUUGUGUGUGUGCAUCGUCACCCUCCCACACACUCCACCCACCCCCCUCCUUUCUUGGGAUUAAGACAACCGAAGCAGCCCCACCACCUCUCCAACACCAACACAUUACGGAACUCCGAGGAUUCCGGAACUUCAAGGAUUCCGGAACUUCAAGGAUUCCGGAACAAGAAGGAUUCCGGAACUUCAAGGAUUCCGGAACUAGAAGGAUUCCGGAACUAGAAGGAUUCCGGAACUCCAAGGAUUCCGGAAUCCUGAGGGGUUCCUUAAAACCGAUAGGAUUCCAGGACCAAGAGGCUAAAUCAGGAACCAAUGGGAUUACACGGAGGAUGGGAGAGUGUGGAGCCCCAACAGGGAGCCAGAGGACGGAGGUCUGCAGAGUCACAGAGUGACGUCACGGGGGCCAAACUGUUUGUUUUGCCCUCCUCUGUUCACGUUUUCACGCUCCCUCUCUCUCUCUCUGUCGUCUCAGAGGGGAGGUUGCAGUCUGCGACACCGUCCUCCUCCCUCCCUCCCUCCCUCCCUGCGUUCCUCUCCUCCUCCCUUCAUCACUGCUGGAGCACACUCUCCAUCUGUCUCUCUGCGUACAGCAUCUUCUCUCUCUCUCCUGUAACCUCUCCUGGCACACACAGUAGCACACUCUCUUUCUAUCUAGACGUAGCAUCACCUCCCGAUCGCCUUCACUAUCUUCCUCUCCUCCCUCCCUCAUUCCCCCCCACCCCGUCUCUCCCAUCUCUUUUCUCUCUCUCUCCCUCCUCUCCACCUCUCUGCAUUCAGUCUAUGCAUCUGAGCUCGGCAGACGACACGACACCGGAUGAAUGUCAAUGAAUGACUGUUAAGUAAAAUAGAUGCUGUGCUUAGUUUGAGAGUGCAAAAAAACAAACGACAAACAUCUUUCUAUCAGCGCUUAUCUUUUGCCUUCUCUAUUUCUUGUUCUCUCAGUUUUUUUUAUACCCUUUCUUUAUCCAUGUAACAUGGAAUUAACAUGGAGGAAUGAAUGAAUGGAUCUGUGCACAAACACGGAAACAGGCAGGGUUUGAAUGUGUUUUUUCUCGCCUUUCGGACUGUGAACGAAAACACCCUCCCCGUGGUCUUUGACCCCUGACCGACCCUCAGCUCCGAACCACCUCGCGGACGGUCCGAGAAUUUGGGAUUAGCGGUGGUUCAGCUGACUUAUCCCCUGCAUGGAUGGGACCGUGUGGCGGGCAGGAGGGGAACCUUUCAUCUCUUGGCUCAAACUAUCCCACUCGGUGCUAUUGAGUCAGAGCUCCCCCUGGUGGAUGGAAAAAAAAGGAGUAACCACACAAAAAGGAGAGCGACAAACUCUUUGACAAACAUCUCUCUUACCUACAACAGUCCUUCAGGUAUUCCAUCGUCCUGAGAGAAAAAAAAAAGAUUUUAAAUGCAUAAAUUAUCACCAUUUAUGAUGACUAGUCAAGUGACGCUUGUUUUAAAUAUUUAGUGAAUGAAAAAAGAUAAACCUAUAAAACUCUGUGUUUGUUUGCCUUGUAUACUGAAUUCUGGGCGUGUUGCUGCAGCGCCUGCUGUGUUUCUUUUUCUUUUUAUUAUUUUAUUGAUUUCAGCUGCCGUGGUAGGAGAAACACACACACACACACAAACAACCGUACAGUGCAGGUGUAAAAGGGAGAAUUUAUGUUGAAUCUAACCUGUAAAGAAACGUUUGAUGACGAAAACAAAUAUUUGCCCAAAUCUGCAUUCAUGUACACGUAUGACGGAUGUUUUCACGUCAGAUAUCUGAGAUCGGAUACGUGAAACGAGGGCUGCUUGGUCGACUAAAUAUCCGAACUGAACCCACAGAUUUUGUUCCGAGUUUGGGAAGACGGAUCCCCGUGUUGUUCCAGCACAAUAUUAAUAACAGGAAUAGUGUCUUGUUAAAAGAUGUGGAAGCUCUUCAAACCACAGCGUUGUUUCACUUGACAUGUUCAACGUAGCACAUUUUCUUUAACAGGGAUGUAAGUCGAGGUACAAACAGACGUAUAUUGGUGAAAAUCCUUUUUGUAGGGAUACAAUUGUUUAAUAUUGAGAAGAAAAUGUUUUUGUUUUUUGCAGAUUUUACAUAUUUCUUGCACACGAGGCAGAAAUCAGCUCAUUGGUUGGGUGAAUCAUCAACGGGGGCCGAGCCAAAGAACUUACUGCCAACUCGGUGCCAUAUUUUUUUUUUUUUGCUGACAACUGGGACGAUUGGCCCUCGGUGUACUCUGAGAAAGUCUGGUUCCCUUGGCUCCUUCAACCAACCAGUGAGAACGUUUUAGCCCUGAACAGCAGUCCAAGAAAUGUCCAUAGAACUAAAUUACCAAUCUCUAAAAUAUGUUGACAGUAUAUUAUAUUGAGAAUAUCAUUUCUAUAAAGUGUAAAAAGAGAGCUGACACUGAGAAAUAUAUUGAAUAUUUAAUCCAUUAUCCCUUCUUUAAGAGGACGGGUAAGGCAGGGAGGAAGGAUGGUGCAGAGCAAAGGUUUGAUUCUGCUGAAUGUGAGGAUUACCGCCACGUAUUCCAUCAUCUUCCUUCACCUCCUCCCUCCUUUCUUCUUCUCAGCUGUCACGAACAGUAAUCAUGUUAAAAGCUUUUCCCUCUCUCUCUUUCUCUCUCUCUCGCUCACUCGCUUUCUUCCCUGCAAAGCGAUAAAAAAAGGUACGGCAACUCAACGGAGUACAGAGCGGCGAAACCGUUAAUUAAUGUGGUUUCGUUUGUUUACAGUGGGCCUCUGCAGAAACAGCCGAAUAGUUGCUAUGCGACGUGAAUAAAAGCUGUGCUGGUUACGAGAAUAUGACAAAUAAUUAAGUGUUUACAGUAAUCAGAUCUGGAUGAACAAAUCAAACACUCCCAAAUAUAUUCAGUCAAAGACUAAAACAGCUUCUGCAAAAGUCUAAACUAGUAUUUUAGCACUUUGUCCACCACAGUGGGCACAAAAGCUUUUCAAAGCAGGUAUCUCACCUGAGAACCUUCCACCAAAUGUAUGUCUCUACUGCAGGACAAUCAACAAGGCAUAUGCUACUGAACACAGACUUGUGUUGAAUCUAAGCUAACGAAAUGUAUAAUUACAACAAAAUUAAAAAGACCCAACAGUUCCCACCAUGAGCAAGCUCUUGGAGAACUUCCUUUAAGAGGCAGAAACCUCGAGCAGAACCCGGAUCAUUGGUGGACAACCAUCUGCCGCAACAAAGUUGGGUUUUCAAUUCAGGUUCAGGACAUCGUGUUGUGUAAAAACUCGGUAUUCGGGUUCGAUUUGGUUAUUUUCAUAGAUAAUGUAUGAAGAAAUUUCAAACAUUUGCUAGCCGAACUCGACCGACGCCACAGAACUUGGAUAUUUAAGCUGUCGCUCAUCUCGAAGUGCCAAAACUUU